Molecule: messenger RNA, 3353 nt
Organism: Hypanus sabinus (Atlantic stingray)
Lineage: Eukaryota; Metazoa; Chordata; Chondrichthyes; Myliobatiformes; Dasyatidae
Gene: drp2
Product: dystrophin related protein 2
Exons: 22
Coding region: 52-2709 (885 amino acids)
Biological process (GO): synaptic signaling
Cellular component (GO): plasma membrane
Molecular function (GO): protein binding; zinc ion binding
Source: RefSeq, a predicted model, not a curated record
AAAGAGAACAAAAGAAUUGACUCACAGACGUUUUAACAGCACUUCGGGGAGAUGAACCUCUGCUGGAACGAGAUCAAGAAGAAAUCUCAAAAUAUCAGGGCUCGGCUGGAAGCGCUCUCCGAUCACAGUGGCAAGCUGCAGCUGUCCUUGCAGGAGAUCAUUGACUGGUUGACUGUGAAAGACGAAGAGCUGUCUGAGCAGCUGCCCUUCACUGGAGACGUCAGCGCAGUGCAGCGCUACAAUGAAUUCCACUCGGCUUUCAUGGAAGAUGUAAAGACAAAGGGACCAUUCAUACUGGCGACUUUGGAGUCGGCUCAAGCAUUUCUAUCCCAGCAUCCUCUUGAGGAGACAGAGGAACCAACACCCGAUAAAGAUAUGUCACCAAAGCAAAGAAUCCAGAACUUGAGUCGAUACAUUUGGAAGCAGGCUAAUGUGUCAAGUGAAAUGUGGGAAAAAUUGAGUGCUCGUUGCAUCGACCGGCACAGGCACAUCGAGAGAACAAUGGAGAGACUUUUGGAGCUCCAAAGUGCCAUGGAAGAGAUUAGUCUUGCCUUGGAUCAGGCUGAAGCUGUUAGAGAUUCCUGGGAGCCCGUGGGAGAUCUCUUCAUUGAUUCAUUGCAGGAGCAUAUUGAUGCAACUAAGGUAUUCAAAGAUGAACUUGGAGGCAUAAAAGACGGCAUGAAAAUAGCCAACGAUCUGGCUCAUCAACUUGCAAUCUCAGACGUUCACCUUUCCACAGAAAAUGCCCAGCGUCUGGAGGAACUGACAUCGAGGUGGAAGAUCUUGCAGACAUCGAUAGAAGAACGACUUAAGCAGCUUCAAGAUGCCCACCGUGACUUUGGUCCAGGUUCCCAACACUUUUUAUCUACUUCUGUCCAGAUUCCGUGGGAGAGGGCCAUCUCACCAAACAAAGUACCAUACUACAUCAAUCACCAGGGACAAACCACAAGCUGGGAUCACCCAAAAAUAACCGAAUUGUACCAGUCUCUGGCUGCUCUGAAUAACAUCAAAUUCUCAGCUUAUCGAACUGCCAUGAAGCUGAGACGCGUGCAGAAGGCACUUCGCUUGGAUCUGUUAAGCAUAAGCAGCGCCUCGGAUAUCUUCAGUCAAUACAAACUACAACAGAGUGACCAGACAAUCGAUGUUCUGGAAAUCAUCCAGUGCCUCACUACAAUGUACGAUCACCUCGAACAGGAGCGUGGAAUAAUUGUGAACGUGCCUCUCUCUGUGGACAUGUGUCUUAACUGGCUUCUCAACGUUUAUGACAAUGGUCGCAAUGGCAAGAUUCGAGCAUUGUCCUUCAAAACUGGAAUUAUAACUCUGUGCAAUGCAGAGGUGGAAGAGAAAUAUCAGUACUUGUACAAGCAAGUGAGCAGCUCAGCUAAUCUGUGUGAUCAGCGACACCUCAGCCUUCUCCUGCAUGAAGCCAUUCAGAUCCCCCGCCAGCUGGGCGAGGUGGCAGCAUUCGGAGGAAGCAAUGUGGAGCCCAGUGUCAGGAGCUGCUUCCGGUUUGUUAAUGAGGAGCCAGUAAUUGAGGUCACACAUUUCUUGGAAUGGAUGCGACUGGAACCCCAGUCAAUGGUCUGGCUGCCAGUCCUGCAUCGUUUAGUAACUGCUGAAGCUGCAAAACACCAAGCCAAAUGUCACGUCUGCAAACAAUGCCCAAUCAAAGGCUUCAGGUACCGCAGUCUGAAGCAGUUUAAUGUUGACAUCUGUCAAACAUGUUUCUUGACAGGAAGGGCAAGCAAGGGUCACAAACUGCACUAUCCCAUCAUGGAGUACUGUGCUCCUACAACAUCAGGAGAGAAUGUGCGAGACUUUGCAAAAACAUUGAAAAACAAGUUCCGAACCAAACAGUACUUCAGCAAACAUCCACAAAGAGGUUACCUACCUGUACAAUCAUUGAUGGAAGGAGACAACAUUGACACGCCUGCCACAUCUCCAGUGUUGCCACAUGCAGAUACACACUCCAGGAUUGAACAUUAUGCCAGCAGGCUUGCAGAAAUGGAAAGUAAAAACUGUUCCUUCUUCAGUGGCAGCCUUUCACCUGAUGAAAGUGUAGAUGAUGAACAGUUGGUGGUUCAGUAUUUCAGCCCUGAGACAGAUCAAGAUUCUCCUCAAAAUCCAACUCACAGUCCAAACCAGCUCUUGGGUGCUCUGGACACAGAAGAGAAGACAGAACUUGAGGCCAUUAUUGGACACCUUGAAAACGAGAAUAGAAUUUUGCAGGAAGAAUAUAGGCGACUGAAAUGGAAGCACGAAGAAGCGGCGUUGUCUUCCUCUAUGCAGGACAGAUCACCCAGCUCCCCUCUGAGUUCUCAGGACACAGAGCUUCUUGCUGAGGCACGGCUGCUCCGACAGCAUAAAUCCCGACUGGAGACCAGGAUGCAGAUCUUGGAAGAUCACAAUAAACAACUGGAAUCUCAACUCGGAAGACUCCGGGAGCUGUUACUACAGCCACAACAAGAAACUGACAGAAGUGGAUCACCGACCUCUUCUGCUUCCUCAGUUUCCCAAAAUCCUGAUACCAACCAGCAAGAAAAAAGCGAUAGAAGCAGCCCAAAUUCUGAGAAAACAGGUGGAACAGACAGUCAAUGUAUUUCCCAAGAUAUGGUGCUGCAUUUGGAAGAUGUAAUGGAAAAGCUUAGAAACUCCUUUCCUUCCCCCAAAGGUGAAUCUGCCAAUCACUUAAGGAAAAGACAGAAAUGAUAGAAGACAUUUGAAUGAAUCCCUUGCUGGAACUGGCUCACCUUCACAGAACCUCAAAUGUUAAAGCAUAAUCCCAGUACCGGGUCUCACCAUUUUGGUUCUGCAAGUUCUGAAGGAGCUACAGAGGACUUGGAUUUAACGGUAUCUCAAUUAUCCAAUUAACACCUAAUCUUUUUGAGUCCAGUAUUCCAGAACAUCCAACUCUGAGACAACCAAAGCAAAGAAAGAUAAUUGUCUUUUAUUUCUUGAGUCACCUAAAAGCCACAUACAGUCCUAAUAUAAACAUGAUCUUAUAGUUGAAGUUGCUAAUGAGCUAAUAUUUCAACAGUACAAAUGGGAAUUGUUGAACAGGGAAUAUUUUGGGGAAAUGUGUGAGGCAACAGGAUAUGUUGUUGAUAUUGAAUAAGUUAGACAAUUUUAUCUAGAAUUUAUGAUUCACAAUUUGAUGUAUGAACACAAAGGUGUAAUAGUUUUCAUUAUGCAGUUUGAAGUUGAUGUUCACAGAAUUACUAUUCAUUUGUGAAGCAUCUAGUCCAGUAUAUAAGAUUUCAGAUUUGACCUGGGAUAAACAUAGGUAAAGAUUGUGGCAGAAGUACCUGAGUGGAUUUUCUAUUCUGGAAACCAUCAAAUGGGGAAGUUAUUAG